Molecule: messenger RNA, 1981 nt
Organism: Pocillopora verrucosa
Lineage: Eukaryota; Metazoa; Cnidaria; Anthozoa; Scleractinia; Pocilloporidae
Source: RefSeq, a predicted model, not a curated record
AUGGCUCAGCAAAAAGUUGAACCAGUAUUUGAGUUCAAGCUUAUUCUUGUUGGUGAUGGUGGUACUGGAAAGACAACCUUUAUCAAACGACACAAAAUGGUGGGGUCUGAGGGGAUAAUUGUUCUCACAGUUGGCUUGUUUCUGUAUCCAGCAGAAUCACAACAACAUCUACUGCUGUUCUAUACAAACAAAGGGGCUUUCCAGUUUAUUUGCUGGGAUACUUCUGGCGAAGAAAAGUUUGGUGGUUGCUGUGAAAGUUUCUUUAGAGAGGCCCAUUGUGCCAUAAUCAUAUUUGAUGGUACAUCACAAGUGACAUACAAGAACGUGCCAAGCUGGCAAAGAGAUCUUGAGAAAGCGAGAGGAGACAUCCCUAUUGUGCUUUGUGAAAACAAAUUUGACAUAAAAGAUGGUAAAGUCAAGGCCAAGUAUAUAACAUCUGACGAAAAGAAGAACUUACAGUACUGUGGAAUAAACACCGAGAGUAACUACAACCUUGAGAAGCCAUUAUUGUUGUUAGCACAAAAACUUGUUGGUGAUCCAAAUCUAAAGUUUGUGGAGAUGCCUCCUCUUGAAUAACCAGAGGUCCAAGUUGAUGAUGACAAGAAUGAUAUAUAAUCCCAAUACUCUAAGAAUAUAUGCUCUUUUGUGUAUUCUCUAAACCAAUUUGGAUUUCUUCUGGUUAUUGUAUUUUAGCUACAGGGCCAUGCCUCACAUGGGGUGCCAGUCUCAUUCACACCUGCCCUUUUGGGAUAGAAUUAGGUUAACUGCAGAGCAGAAGCUCUAGUUUCAGUUACAAUUCAAAAUACCCUCCUUCCUUAGAUCUUUAAUUCAAUUUGUAACUGUGGGUGUUUUAAUCAUGUAGUACUCAUGAGAAACAAAUCUUCAUUAUGUGUACUAUCUUUCACAUGUGGAUAUUUAGUUAGCAAAGAAGCAUGGAGAAAAAUUUAUGGAAAGUGGCCUGUUGUAGAUAACUCACCAUGCAGUUACAUAAAACAGAAAUUAUUUAUAUAGCUUUGUUCAAAAUAUGUCAAGAAACCUUUUUUUGUCUUGUGUUGCUGCAACAGUUAUAUGAAGACAUGUCCAGAUAACUUAUAGCUAUCAACAGUGAAAGUUCAGAGAAAGAUGCAACUAUGACACAGUCACACCUAAGUGCUCCUAAAGCAUGAAGAAUAAAUCUUCUAAUCUUUUGUUUGUUACACUCUUAUUUAUGUCUGAGCAAAAAUAACGUCAAAUAAAACUUUCCUGUUAGGGAGAGUGGUUGAAAUUGGGGCACAGACAGUUCACUGGUGUCUUGUGUUCUAAGUGAAGUGUCUUCCUCUGCACUGGUGGGUAGGGCAAUUGUGGUCCUCUUCAAAAAUGUAAUUUCUGAUGUUUGAGUGACAUGGGAAUGAAUUAGUCAGAAAUUAAUAUUCUGAUGGCAUGUUGAAGAGGUUUGCAUGGCAACACGGUAGUUUCAGAUUAUUUAAGCGUUUUGCAGGAAAAUUAAGUCAUUCUACAUUGGUCAGUCUUAAGUUUGACCACUUUCUUUUUUUUUUUUAUUUAAUGUAAUUUUGUUUUACAACUCUCUGUAAAAUAUCACUGCUUUCACUGAAUUUUCUGUGUGAUUAGUAGUGUAACUAGGUUUAUUUUAGUUACCCUUUCCGUGGGGUAUAGUGCUGCUGCAUUAGAUGAGGAGUAUGAUUCCACAUAUUUUUUGGCCACUUCUAAAGAGUGGUUUUUUAGUGGUUUUUUGUAUCUGGUGUAGCACAGCCUAUUUAAGUGUAACCCUUCAGUUUCAGUGAAUACUUGCAGUACAUUGCAGAUUGUAGUAGGAUGUGUAGACUACAAGACUAGCUGACUCAUCAGUAGGAUGUGUAGACUACAAGACUGGCUGACUUGUCCUAAAUAAACUUUCACAUUGAAUAUCUUACCUGAGUGUAGUCAGAAUCUCUGCUUUUUUUUAAAAAAACUUCACUCACCAAAGAAAAAAAUAAAAUUAAAG